Molecule: messenger RNA, 2999 nt
Organism: Neolamprologus brichardi
Lineage: Eukaryota; Metazoa; Chordata; Actinopteri; Cichliformes; Cichlidae
Gene: kcnk5b
Product: potassium channel, subfamily K, member 5b
Biological process (GO): stabilization of membrane potential; potassium ion transmembrane transport
Cellular component (GO): plasma membrane
Molecular function (GO): outward rectifier potassium channel activity; potassium ion leak channel activity
Source: RefSeq, a predicted model, not a curated record
CGAUUGUUUUGUUUUUUAAGUUGUUUUUUUAAGACUUUCUAUACUUGAUCUAAUUAGAAGACACAUACAUAUAUUUUUACAUGUAUUUGUUUUGUUUUUUUAUUUGUUCUGGGUUUAAUUCCAUCCCAGCUGUGAACCCAUUAUGUUAACCAGGAAGAGGCCAGGUAGGAUUAGGACAGCCCUCUGCGGGAAUGUGACUUAGUCAGCGUGCUCGGACUGAAGUUAUGACUUUAAUAUGGCUGAUAAAGGUCCGCUUUUAACUUCGUGUAUAAUUUUUUAUCUGUCGAUUGGAGGCGCAAUAUUCCAAAUUUUUGAAGAAGAAAACUGGAAAUCAGCCAGAGACCUCUACGUGAAAGAAAAGGAAGACAUUCUGAAGAAAUUUAACUUGACUAAAGAGAAUCUGACUGAGAUACUGAAGGUAGUAUCAGAGGCUGCCGGGCAAGGCGUGGCGAUCUCCGGGGAUAAGGAUCGCAGUCCGUGGGACUGGGGGAGUUCUGCCAUCUUCGCUGCCUCCAUUGUCACCACUAUAGGUUAUGGUAAUAUUGCCCCCAGAACAAAAGGUGGACGUAUUUUCUGCAUCCUUUAUGGUCUGUGUGGGAUCCCUCUGUGUCUGGUAUGGAUAAGUGAGCUGGGUUCAUUCUUUGGUGAACGGGCCAAGCGUCUGUCUGGGGUGAUGAUAGACAAAGGCAUAUCAGUGAAAAAAGUCCAGUAUACCUGUAUAGCCUUGUUCCUUCUAUGGGGGCUGUUGGUGCAUCUGGUGAUUCCGCCAUUUGUUUUCAUGUCCAUGGAAGAAUGGACCUACUUAGAAGGUUUCUACUUCUCUUUCAUCACACUCACAACAGUUGGCUUUGGAGAUUAUGUGGCAGGCGUAAAUCCAGACAUAAACUACCCCCGCCUCUACAUAGUAGGUAAAGAAUUAUGGAUUUGCAUGGGCCUAGCUUGGCUGUCCCUGUUCUUCAGCUGGAACGUCCACAUGGUAGUCGACGCUUCCAAAGUACUAAAGAAAAAAUGGCAAAAACGCAGGCACAGAAACUUCUAUCAUGAGGAGCUAGUGUCUUUAAAGGACAAGCCACAUGGAAAUGUAAAGCCCAACGUUGUUGACAUCUUUGGCUUCUUAUCUGAAAAGGAGGAAGACUACAAUACUGUCAUAAAAGAGAUUGGAAUGAAAAGACGCAAACCAGCGCCAGCAGACAAAAUGAAUCGCUCAAAGAGCUGCAGUGACCUCCACGGCACCUCUAUCCACAACUUGGAGCACUCUCCAAAGCGCAGACGUAUGAUCAGUAUCAGCGAAGUAUUCCUCAAUGCAAAGGCCGAGGGGGACAAUGACACAAAAGACGAGAUGCUCCCGUUAUUGCAAGAAAGCAUGGGGGACCCUGAAGUGCGUGUGGAAACUGACGAGGAACAAAAGGACAGCUGUGCUGCUGAUUCAGAAGAUUGUGAUAUUGCCCUCAGUGGACCUGCCAAAAUAGAAGAGGAAACUGUAGAGCAUCCUGAUGGGGGGGAGACUAGGUUUAGGAUUUCCAAGGUGGCUGAAGAAGAAUUGCUGUUGGAAAACGAUGAGAAAGGGUAAAAGAAUUGUCCAAAGGCGUAUGCUGCUUUAAUGUACCGAGAGAACAAAAUGUGGAAAUGACACUGCAUAUGACAUCUACAGGAACAAAAGCUGACAGUCGAAUGGUUUCCUGUCUUACAAGGUCACUAUUUUAUUUUUUUAUAAAUGGCAAAAAACAUGUUUAAAAUUUUAUUUUUUUUUAAUUCUUUCAUCCCUUUACAACAUUUGUAUUCAUUAAGCAACAGUGAUCAACGGCAUUAUUUUAGAAGACAGUAUAAGGCUUUGUGGAAAACAGAGCCAAUAAGCAACUUUCCCUCAUAAGGAGCUGCUACACUGGAGCCCAUAAGGACAUGGCCAUCAUCCGCGUACUCCAUGCUCACCACUGGCUGCUUUGAGUGAAUAUUCUCGAUCCGGAGCACCUGAAGGACACAUUCAUAAAAUGAAUAGGUAAAAAUCUAGCUGCAAUGUUUUUAUUUUAUUUUUAAACAAACUAACCUCAGAGCCAGGUGGAUCUUCAGGAUUAUAGCUUGACAACUUCAUGGCAUUUGGGUGACAACCCAGCCAUACGUCACCUGUCUUGUGGUCCACCUCGAUGUUGUCACAAAGUGAUCCAACAGCUACCGACUGAAAACAUCACAUGUUGUUUACAUGCUGUAAAUGAAACCUGAUUAUUCUGUCCUUGUGUAUGAUGUUAAAGCAACAAUCCAACCUUUUUUUUUUUCUUGCAACAGAACUGCUUUCUUAUUCAGCAAAAUGAAAACGAUUAGUGCUACUUUUAUGUCUACAUGUUAAAUAUGAAGCUACAGUAUUAUGAAAAAUGUACAGGCAGCUGUCACUGAUACCGCUCAGCCUACUAGCAGAUGUACCUAUGGCAUCAAUUUUUAAAAUUCUAGGCUACAGUAAAGUUCAUCUUUGACCUCGAGGUCAUUGAGAUUGAAACUCGUUUUUACUAGAUUCACCUAAGGUAUCGUACGUCACCUCGUUCUCCACUUGGGCAUCCACUCUGCCCACAGGACGGGGUGACGACAAUACCCCCUCAACCUCUCACGGCUGAGGGGUAAAAACUGCAACACUAGGCUGGGCUUAGCUUCAUAUUUAGCACGCAGAUAUGAGAGUUUUGGGUUGUUGUUUUGUUUUUGUUGUUUUUUCUGACUUUAGAAUACAAAACACUGUUACCUUGAUGUACCUCAAUUGUUCUCCUUCUUGCCUUUCAAAAACAUCUAUGUCAUGAUCCAUAAUAUCCGAAACGUAUAUGUACCUGUGUUUAAAAAAAUAAAAGAAAUAAAUCAUGUUACAAUAACAAAAAACUGUAAAUCUCAUCCCACUCCUUUUCAAGUAUCUAAAUUGUGUUUUGUAGAGUUUUAUAGAGAUGUGGAUGACAAUUCGAUAUCUUCACUUUGUGUACAAUGUAUUCUGUUAUUUCUGUCUGAAAUAAAACAGACAUUUAACU